Molecule: messenger RNA, 3795 nt
Organism: Paramuricea clavata
Lineage: Eukaryota; Metazoa; Cnidaria; Anthozoa; Malacalcyonacea; Plexauridae
Source: the annotation of a GenBank genome assembly
CAUAAACAAAAAAGUUACAAAUUUAAAAAAAUUUUACUUUAUAUUCCUUAUUAUUUUUCAUCAAGAAAUUCGAAUUUUGAAUGACUGGGCGGGAAAAAUAUUUUACGAGACAUAUUUUGAGACGAGGAGAUGGUUUAGAAUGCCCAAACGAAGGGUCUUCCUGCUUGAGUGAGUAAAUUCUCGCCUUAUGUCUUACCUAUAUCUGGCAAAUAUAUUAGAUAUGUGCGUUCAUUGGCUGAGACUUGCAUUGCGGGGUUUCCUUAGAGGCUAAGCUGUAGAUCUGAGGGUAGUAUUAAACUGUCUUUAAACAGUUCUCUCUGGGCACUGACUGGUAUCUUCAUGUAGUACCAUCACACCAACAAUGAAUGACUCUCACUGGACCUCUAGGGAGAUCUGCUUACAACUCAUAGAGCUAUCCAGUAUAAAUAAAGUUAGUUAUACCGUGUAUGUAUUGCACAGUACUGUAUUGUACCACAGUUCAUAAACAUUAAGUGUGUACGUUUAGUAAACCUUCUGGUGUCUCAAGGUGAAGAAAAUGUCUUAUUUGAAGAUAAAGAUACUGAAUGGCUUGUUGGACAAGGUACUGGAUAGUUAUGCCUUUCAAUAUUAUCAACAUAACCAUUCAACUUGGAUGGUUAUGCCUUUGAAUAUUAUCAGCAUAACCAUUCAACUUGGAUGCAUGGUUAUAUCUUUCAAUAUUAUCAGCAUAACCAUUCAACUUGGAUGGUUGAAUGUUAUCAGCAUAACCAUUCAACUUGGAUGGUUAUGAAAAAGUUAAUCAUAACCAUGGUUCACAUUAAUCAAUUUAAUCAAAAAGAGCAAGCGUGGGGCCCAUGGCAUAUGGUUAAUCCAGCACUUGUUCUGUCUAAUGCCAGAUGAUUUUACUCAUUAAGGGGGCACUCAAUGGGUUAUAUAAUUGAUAUUUGAAUAUAUACUCUGGAGUCAGUUAGAUUCAAGCCAUUGGGUGCCCCAUUUGAGGUCUGUGGUUUAACCACAGGUUUAACUGUAUAUAUUGCCUUCAUACUUCAGAUUCAGGUUAUGUUUCGGAAAUUGUGAACGAAUGUUUGGAAGAAAUGCAUGCUGGGGAGGUUUGCAGAAUAUCAAUUCAUCCUUGUCAGGAACUUCAGGAUCAUUUAAAGAAAUUUAAGACAUCAGAAAAACUUGCUGCUGAUUAUCAAAUAGAGUUAAUUUCAUUUGAGAAGGUAGUAUUAUACGUGGUUCAAAAUAUUUCCAUGUCCAUGCUAUAUGUUGUCAAUCGAAUAGGGAUACCUUCCUUUGACUCUCUCCUCUGCAGAGCCUCCUUAAGUAAUUACAAAUAACUAACAUGAAGUUUCCUGAAUAAAACUGAGCGCCUGCAGAGUGAUGAGAAGAUUGAAAGCUCUUCCCAUCACUCCUUGCGUGCUGACUUUUCCCUCACUAGAAACUUCAUGUAAGCCCCUGAGGAGAGAGUUCCUUUGAUAUUAUGUAUUUGAAAAACGAAAUACGAAGAUAACAUUGCAAAUACAUCUAUUUUCCAUUCAUUCACAUAAGGGACAAUGUGUUAGGAUCCGAACGCACCUUCAGAGACAUGUGGGAAAUGGGAAUGACACUAAAUACACUCUAGCUAUACGGUAAAUGCGUUCUGUGCGUUCCGUACGCAUUUCACGCGCGUGUCACGGUUACGCGUUCUGUGUGCGUCAUGUACGAAAAUCGCUUCCAGAUUGAGUCUGAAGAGUAUGCGCAUAAUAUGCGUAACAUAAUAUUUGUAGCGCAGUUUGUAAUCAUUCAAUUUCAACAUUUUAUCACGCAGGUCAAAAACAGCUGGGAGUUAACAUUUGAAGAAAGAUGCAGCUAUGCAUUGGAGCAGAAAGCGAAAGGAACAAGAUAUCACAAAGUGCAGUAGAAUUCAUAAAAACGUGAUUAUUAUCACAUGUUAUGUUGAUCGCAUGUUCAUCUCAUGUACAUAUACUGAUUAAUUAAAAAUGUGAAUAUCCUAUCUUCGAUUCAGGCAGGUCUGUGGUUGUUUGCAGCCAGGCAUUACAGCAAAGCUUUAAAGAGUCUUAUUUUGGCUAGAUGUCAGCUGCCAAGUGAUAAAAAUAAUGAUGACUUUUGUGAGUGAUGGCUUUAUAUUGAGGGGCGCUUUCCAUUAACACGGCCAGAACGGUCAAAUUAUUGAAUGAAACACAACACGUUUGGAAUUCGGACCUAUCUGACCGGAAAAGUUUAGAUAAAAUUAGAAUGAGGUUCAUUUCGCUAGAUAUUUGAGAAACAUAGACCAGAUCUUUCCAUUGAUACAGAGAAAAGAAUUUGGGUCUGACCAGUCAGGACCUGAAUCAUGAUACUGAUGACCUGGUGGUUCUAAAUGAUCAGAAUACAGUAAAAAUAUUGGAAAUAUAUUCAUAGAUCUUCUCCAAGUGCAGUGUCACUCAAAUCUCGCGGCUUGUCAGUUAAAGUUGGAAAGAUAUCAACAUGUUCUAGAGAAUUGUACCAAGGUAUAUAAUGCGCUGCCCAUACUACUCAACUAACUUUAGGUGGUACUUGAUAGUAUUCUACAAUAAGCUAUCGUUGUGUGUGUCUGAACUACCAUAAAAGGUUAAAAACACUUCAUAGUCUAGAGAGCAAGGUUGUACUAACCGUCAUACGAAAUGCCAUCGCACAGAAUCCUUUUCGGGUAGUUCAGACACAAAUUACGAGAGCUAUACAUUUAUACGUCUAAAAUUCGUUGUAGGUUAUUCAGAUGGACUCCGCUAAUAUCAAGGCAUUUUACAGACGAGCUCAGGUAAGCACAUCGACCGUAUAGUUGUUUAGAAUUCUACCUAGUUACAGUACACCCCAGAUUUGAUAAAACAUGAUUGAUCAUAUGUAAUUGUAUAAUGUUUAACGUCCUAAGCCUAGCUAAUGUGCAAUUUUGUCUCCCGCUAUAUAGGCAUGCAUCGCUCUCAAUGAUUUUGAUGAAGCAACCUCUGAUCUAAAAAAGGUGAGAUGAUCCUUACUGGAUCUCUGGGGAGAAAAGUUAUAGAACUAUAAUUUAGGUUUCCUCCUGUAGUAACAGUGGAUCUGUAAGAGAAGAUCCCUCAUCCCAACUCGCAAAUAACAUUAGUUUAGGUUUUUCUUUUGUAUAUAUAAUAACACUGGAUCAAUAAGUUUAGGGACGACUCUUACUGGACCUCUAGGAAAAACGGCGUAGAACUGAUAGCGCUAUAUCCAGUAUGAAUAAAGUUAGUUUAGUUUAGAUUUCCUCUUGUAGUAACACUGGAUCAAUAAGAGAUAAUUGACUCUUACUGGAUCUCUAGGAAGAACAGUUUAGAACUGAUAGAGCUAUCCAGUAUGAAUAAAGUUAGUUUAGUUUUUUAAAGUAUAUGUUCUCCCUUAACCAGGCAUUACUUCUUGACCCAAAAAACAGAGAAGUCUUACAGUUGAAGAAACAACUGAGUGAGAAAAUACAACUACACGAUCAGGCGACAGCUAAAGCUAUGGGGAAAAUGUUUCGGAAUUAACCAUGCAAUGAUGGCGUAGACAGUCUAUAUAGGCAAUUGACCAUUCACUGGCCAUUUAUGCAUAUAUGUGGUGAAAAUUUUGCUAAUGAAAGAACAAACUUGUCGGUGUGCCAACAGAGAUAUCAGCUUCGAUGCAAUGCAAAAUAAUAAUCAUUAAAACGUACUCCACUAAUAAGACUGUAUGUGAAGAUUUUAAAAUGUGAACCUUUCUUUGUACUAAAUAAUUUUGUAAACUAUAAGAAAUAAAGAAAAUUGUGUGAAAGCAUUUAAAACUGAAAUAGUAUAGUAAACAUAUGUGUGCAUGCUAAUCUAAUUAAAC